AUGGGAAGAGGCGGCAAGCGUGAUUACAAGCCGAAACGUGGCGGAGGCAAGUCCUUCUCCAAGAACCUGCAACCAUUGGAUGAGAAUGGCAAUGAAGUGAAUACGCCCGACAGAUGGGAACCGCGCAAUAGGCGCCAACAGGAUGCUGAGGACUCUGAGAGUGAAUCAGGUAGCGAGUCUGAGGACGGAUCCGGAAGUGGCAGUGAUGAUGAUAGCUCAGAGGAUGGGCUCAUGGGAGCUGGUGCGCCUAAGUCAAAGUCUGAUAAGAAAGCUGCUGGCGCCUCAUCUUCAACAAAGGGCGAUGCGCCAGCAGCUGCGAAUGCCAACCGAGCGCUCAAUAAGCCCAUGUCUGCCAAAGAGCUGGCAGCAGCAAGUACAGAAGGCAGUAGUGCGCGUGCAGGCGGUGAGAUGAGCAGACGCGAUCGAGAAGCACUCGAGGCGAAAGCGGCAAAGGAGCGCUACUGGAAAUUGCAUCAAGCUGGAAAGACCGAUCAGGCCAAAGCCGACCUUGCUCGUCUUGCAGAAGUCAAGAAGAGGCGUGAGGAAGCAGCUAGAAAGCGAAAGGAGGAAGAAGCAAGCGUUGCCGAGGAGCUCAAGGCUUCACUCGAGCGCAGUGGCAAUCUUGGCAAGAAGAGCUAG
Protomyces lactucae-debilis is the source of this 639-nucleotide messenger RNA. Its product is annotated as casein kinase substrate phospho protein PP28-domain-containing protein. The transcript has a single exon. Lineage: Eukaryota; Fungi; Ascomycota; Taphrinomycetes; Taphrinales; Protomycetaceae. The record is from RefSeq and is a predicted model, not a curated record. Bases 1 to 639 code for a protein of 212 amino acids. Gene Ontology annotation, molecular function: RNA binding. Gene Ontology annotation, cellular component: cytosol.